AUGACAGAAAGCUGUUUAUCUUAUUUCCAUUUCUUAAUAAUAGCUCUUCAUUUGUCAAAAAAAUAUAAUCUAAAAUUUCAAAGAAGGUUGUAUCAAGACCUUAUAGACACUUAUUGCUAUAAAAAAAAAUUAAAUAUAAAAAAAUUUAUACUUGAUAAUAAGUUUUACUUAUACUAUGAAGACUUAAAUUAUUUAUAUAAAUAUACAAAAGAAAUAUGUAAAAAAGGUAAUAGUGAAAAUUUAAUAAAAUAUGCAUAUAUUUACUGUUGCUAUAAACUUAGAAAAGAAAACAGCAAAGUAAUUGUUUUAAUGAUUCUAGAUCAUGAUUUUAUAAUAUAUAACUGCAAUAAUAAUCUCUAUGAAAAUUAUAAAAAAAAAGAUUUGAAAAUUUAUGAAAAUAACUUUUAUGAUGUUAAAUCAUUGCCAGGUUAUAGUGCUGCAUAUUACUUAUUAGGAAAAUUAUAUGAACAGGAAGCUAAAAAAGAAUUUAUUAAUGAAAUAAAAAAAAAAAAAUUAAUAGAUAUAUCAUUCUAUUGCUAUUAUUUAUGUUAUAAAACAUGCCCUUUUUUAAUAUGUUCUUUUAAAAAAUUAUUACUUAUAUAUAACAACUUUUAUUCAAGUAAAUAUACAGAAGAAAUAAAAAAAAUUUCAAAAUUUUAUAACUUUAGAAUACAUAUUUACGGGAAAUGGAAAUAUGGAUCAAUUAAAAAGCAAGAAUUACAUGAGCAAAUAAGGAAUAGUGACUUUGAUAAUAGCGUAUUAGAAUUAAUAGAAUUAGAAGAUCAAAUAAAUAACACAAAUAUAAAAAAUUGUGAGUUUAUAUUCUCAUUAAUAGAAGAAGACAAAAUAAAUAAUUUUUUUUUAAAUUGGAUACAGAUUUUAAAAGAUUCAAAUGUCCCAAUAAAUAGUAAAAGUAAAUUUAUUUCAAAAGAGGCGAUAUAUGAUAUAUCAACAGUAGGAAAAUUUUAUUUUUAUCUAUACUCAAAUAAUAUUAAGAAAUCAUUAUUCUUAUUAGAUAAGUGGGAAAAUAAGCCAAUUUUUAGUAUUAUUGUUUUUUAUUUUAAGGGAUUAUGCUAUUUUUUACUUAGAAAUUACAGAAAAUCUGCAUUUUUUUUUGAGAAAAUUCAUGAUAUUGAAUGCUAUUUCACAAAGCACUUGCCAAUUUUAUCCACUUGUUAUUGGCACUUGAAGCAGUUAAAUAAAAUAGAAUAUAUUUUAAUAAGCUAUCCAAAGAAAGAAAUCAAUGAAUAUUUUGUGUGCCUCAUAGGAAAUUAUUUUUCGUUAAAAAAUAACAAAGAAUUAUCUGCUUAUUUUUUUAGAAAAGCAAUGAAGUUAAAUACUUUAUAUGAAUAUGCAUACAUUCUUUAUUCAUGCGAAAUGAAAAAUUUAGGAAAAAUAAGAAAAGCAGUAAUAGCAUUAUCAAGAUGUCUUCAAAUAAAUCCCUGUAAUUACAAGGCACAUUUAUUAUUAAGUAUUAUAUUAUUUCAAUAUGGAGAUGUUGAAUUAGCAAAUAUACAUUUAAGCUUAUCUCUCAAAUUAAAUAUUGAAGAUCCUAUUAUAUGCAUAUAUUCCGCAUUACUAUAUGAUCAUAAUGAAAAAUAUGAAACAGCUUUACUUUGUCUAGAACAAGCUCAAAAAAAUUUUUAUGAAGGCCUUGAUUUGUAUAUCCUACAAGGAAUCAUAUUUUUAAAGAUGAAAAGAAAUUUAGAUGCUUUAAAUAGUUUUCUGAGAGCACAAAAAAUUUAUCCCAAUUGUAAUUAUAUUAAUACAUUUAUAGCCUUAGCAUUAGCUUUAGAAAAAAAAUUUGAAAAAUCUAAAAAAUUAGUAAAAGAAAUAGUUAUUCAAAAUUCAAAUCAUAUAAAUAGAAGGUUAUUAGAAGACAUUAAUGAUUGCUGUACUUUAAAAAAAAUUCCAAAUAUAUACCUAUUAAAUAAAGUAGAAUUUUUUUAUAAAUAA
This is a messenger RNA of Plasmodium relictum, 1956 nucleotides long. RefSeq names its product anaphase promoting complex subunit, putative. The transcript has a single exon. Lineage: Eukaryota; Apicomplexa; Aconoidasida; Haemosporida; Plasmodiidae. The coding region runs from base 1 to 1956 and encodes 651 amino acids. Gene Ontology annotation, molecular function: protein binding. Gene Ontology annotation, biological process: cell division. The record is from RefSeq and is a predicted model, not a curated record.